AUGUCCCGUCAAAGGGCACAGUCGACUAGCGAUGCCAUCAAAGGCCCGCAUUCCGUGAGCUUGAAGGUACUGAGACUCUCCAGGCCUUCUCUCGCUGGCCAGACUGCGCUUCCUGCCCUGGAUGAGGACAAAGACCUCUCCCUCCCCCGCCAUGCAUCUCGCGGCUAUCCCGCCAGCGACGCGCACGACUUGUCGACCAUCGCGCCCGUUCUUCGCCUCCCGGAGUCGUUUGCGGCAGCAUACGUAGGAGAGUUCUUUACCUGCACGCUGUGUGGGAACAAUGAGAUUGACGAAGGCGACGAGACGCGCGCCGUGUCUCGCGUCCGUAUCACCGCCGAGAUGCAGACGCCGUCGAACCCCGGCGGAGCGCAGGUGGAUCUCGACACGACGAAUGGGGGCGCGGAGGCCGCGGACGUGGCCCCGGGGUCGUCGCUGCAGAAGAUCUUCCGUGUGGAGCUGAAAGAGGAGGGGAAGCAUACGUUGGUGGUAACGGUGUCAUAUACCGAGACGCAGUUUGCCAGCGAGGGCAAGGCCGCCGGCGGGAGGAUGCGGACGUUCAGGAAGUUGUAUCAGUUCGUGGCUAUGCCUCUGAUUGGGGUCCGGACGAAGACGAACGAGCUGCCUUCGAAGAAGGACGGCGCUCGCUUCUGCCUGGAAGCUCAGUUGGAGAACCUCAGCGAUCAUACCGUCUGUUUGCAGUCUGUGGACAUCCUCCCGAAGCCACCGUUCAAACCCAGCUCCUUUAACUGGGAGCUGAAUCUCGCGAACCCUACGUCCCCCACAAUUGGACCUCGCGAUGUCUACCAGAUCGCCUUUCUACUCGAGCAGCAACCGACGAAAGACUCGGGCGCCGACGUAGGGCCGUCGCUGACGCCGGACAAGCGCCUGAUACUGGGCCAAUUAUCUAUCCACUGGACGUCGCCGAUGGGUGAUCAGGGGUCGCUCAGCACCGGGUGGCUUACGUCCAUUCUUCCGUCGGCGUGA
Messenger RNA from Eremomyces bilateralis CBS 781.70, 984 nucleotides. RefSeq lists its product as uncharacterized. The transcript has 3 exons. Gene Ontology annotation, cellular component: TRAPPIII protein complex. NCBI's taxonomy places the organism in Eukaryota, Fungi, Ascomycota, Dothideomycetes, Eremomycetales, Eremomycetaceae. The record is from RefSeq and is a predicted model, not a curated record. The coding region runs from base 1 to 984 and encodes 327 amino acids.